CUCGGGCAGGGAGCACCCUCUGCUGGGAGCGGCAGAGAGGGAAUCCGCCCUCACAGCCCUCAGCAGCUCGGGCAGGCGGGGCUCCAUCGCGGGGCGACUCCUGGGGAAAGGAAGGGGCGGCACGCCUGUGUGCCUGCCUGGGAGGGCGCCCCUUUUCCUGUGUAAUGAGGGCUGCGCAGCGCCCGGUCGCAGACUGUGAGCACGAACAGCGGCUGACCGUCGACCUGCCAUGUGGCACUGGCUGUGCCCUGCCACCUCCCCUGGCACAGCUUCCAGCCCAAAAGACGCCCAGCCCCACCGGCGCAGCACCCGUGGCCCAGCCCUUGCUCGGCCCCAGCCCUGACCGCAGCCGUCCCAGCUGCUCCCCACAGCUCCGCUUCCCAGCAGUGCCUCACUCGGUGCCAAAAGCAGGGGGGAAUAGGCAAUAUCGGGGAGCAGGGACAUCCCUGCCCACAUGGCUCUGCAGGACCCUGCACAGGAGCGGGGAUGCAGGGCCUGCUCCUCACAGCACUGUCAUCUGGCCUGAAUAAAAAGGCAGGUUGUGCCCCAAAAUCUCACAUUGCAAAGGCAAGCAGGAGGCCCCUGCUGUGCCUCAGGCCAUUUCCCUGCCCCGGCCGAGCUGCUGCCCAAACAGUACUUUAACCCAGCUCAGGCUGGGUGUGUUUAAAUAAACACGGGAGGUUCCCCACCACCCUUCCCUCGGCCCGAGGCGCUCGGCAGCGCUCAGCGCCCCGCACACCCCAGAAAUGCGCUUCCUUCCCCGCCUCGGCCUCUCGGCCGCCCUGACCCUCGCCGCCUUCCUCAGCUGGAGGCUGCUGCUCCGGACCCCGGCCCGCCGCCCCCCAGGUGACCUCUCCCCCAAGGCAGAGGGGGGCUUCACUUUGACACUGGACACCUUCCUUCACAUCCAGCAGCUCAGGAAGAAGAGACUGAGAACUUUCUGCAGCCAAGCAGGCAAAGUCACUGCGCUGCCGAGCAGCCGAGAUGAGAGAGCCUCCCUGCUCCCAAGUCUGAGGGUGAACACCAAGCUGGACUUCCUGUACUGCCAAGCGCCAUCAACCGGGGUGGAGGAAUGGCAUCAGCUGUUGGAGAAGCUAGAGGAGGGAAGUGUGACGCUGCCAGUGCCGCUCCCCUACCCCCGGCUGCGCACGAAGGAGACACGGCUGAGCAAGUUCAACCAGACAGAGAUAAAGGCCAUGCUGGGGUCUUACACCAAAGUGCUGUUUGUCAGGGAGCCUUUCCACAGGCUGAUCGCCACAUUCCUGCAAGGCAUGGGCAUCAGCUCAUCCUUCAGCAGCUUCAUCCAGGAAGUGCUAGACAGUGGCAUGCACAACGGCAGCGUGGCUUGGAAACCACUGGUGAGCCUGUGCCGGCCCUGCCUCAUCCAGUAUGACUAUGUAGUGAUGUUUGGCUUCCUCGGGCAGGAGCUGGGCCACCUGCUGCGCCGGGCUGGGCUGCCCGGGGACAGCCUCCUCCCCGAGCUCACCGACAGCCAGGUGCAGUGGACCUACAGGUGGCUGUCAGAGCAGAUGUUCAGCGAGCUGUCUGCCCAACAGAAGAAGCAGCUGUCUCAUUUCUACCGCUGGGACCUUGCUGCUUUCCCAUUUUCUAACAGUUUCCUGUCAGACCACACCAGCACUGCAGAGACCUGGGAGAAAUAGCCCACAUGGAGGAACUGGUUCAGGCAGCAUUAAUCCAAAGGCAAGUGCUUCAAGAUACUAACAGGCCUUUGCUUCCCAGCUGCUUGCAGUGAGGUUUUCCAUGUCACAGUCCAAGAGACUCAUCAGAGAGCUGAGACAGACCAUUGCCAGGGACGGGGAUCGGUGCUGUUGAAUCGCAUUUAAACACGACAAGAGCAGGCACUACAGAAAUGUGUGGCACUGGGACUUGGAAAACUGUAUGAAUUGAACUGUGAUGGGAUAAACCCAGCAGUUUGGGGUAGGGUGGGUUGCACUGCAGCAAACAGCAGCAUUACAAGUGCUGUGACUGCACUGACAUUUCCUUUUCUGGGCUCUGCGUUGAGCCAAGAGGUUUGGCAAUGGCCUCUUCAUGACCAAUCUUCCCACACACAUAGGGAAGUGCUCCCAAAGGAGCAUGUCACCUGGAGGCUGAAAUAUGACACAGGGUGGCACACCUUGCUGAGGAACCACUGGCAGUGUUCCCAAUCUUUUCAUGGUCAGGGAGGGUCAAGCCCAGAUUGUCAUUUGGUCUUUUCAGGCUGUGUGAACUGUUCUGUUUUACAACCUCAUAUCCACACAUAACCACACAUAGUGUGUGGGCUCAAGUGGGCCCUGGGGCUGGGACUCAGUUCUUGCUCCAUUCACAGAUCUUGAGUAUGGCUCCCCUCCUUCCAGGGCUGACUCCAAUAGGCCAAGGCCAGCCUUCAGCUCAGUGCACUAGCCCUGAGACAAGGAAGUGUCAGUGUGGACCAGGUACCAGCCACAGCACCAGACAGACUGCCGCCCACCUUGUGUCAGCAACUGGUGGGCCCUGUGGAGGUGGCUAGAAGCAUCAGAAUGCAUCACUGUGCUGCCGUGGAAAACAGGAUGUGGCUACUACAAGCUGCUGCUGGCAGAGAAGCACAAGGACUGACUCUGCUUUCUUUUGGACUUGGCUGCCAGCGUGGCCAGACAGAGGCCCAGUCUCUCCAGCUGGCACACGGCUUCAUCCAGCUGGGGAGCCCGGAGCAAUCACCCGCCCUCUCCCAGCUUUGGCCACUGAGGUGAUCUGACUCACAGCCCAUGGGAAGGGCCCAAGGAUGAGCUGAAGUUGCCUAGAUUUCAAAUCCUGACGGACUCUGACCAUAGGAUAUUUGUUUCCAGAGUAUUUAGCAGCUUUAUUUUGCAAUGUUGUGACAUUCACAGAGAAUUCCACAUACAUUCAUGGUACCAAUUCGACAGUGCUCAUUAAAGAAUGUUAGUGAAAACUGUUGAUUAGAACGGACCUAAAACAAUUACCAAAAUCUUGGCCUCGCUCUCUCACAGAAAGCCAUGCAAUUAAUAGCAUUAAAACAUCAGAUCAGCUGGGCUCCUUUCACACUCCCACAAACUCUCCAGCUGCAGUAAUUACUAUUUAAGUGCCAUUAUUGUGCGCAGUACUUUACAGUCUAGCAAGAUGGCAUAGUUCCUCUUCUGAGGAUAGACUUCUGAAAGAAGAAAAGCAGCAAAUUUCCAAUUAUAUGCCAUUAAAUUAGAGUCUUGUAUCCGUGCUCUAUUUCACUGGAAAGUACUAGAAAAGGAACAUUUUUCUCUUCAUGAGUAGCUUUCCCUCCAAUGACGUGAGAUGAAGCCUCACACAGCAAGAUGGGGUGUGAGGAGAUGGGACACAGCACCUGGCAGGGGACAGUGCUGUGCACUCAGGGCAGGAGAGCUGCUCCCCCACAGUUUUGCAGUGCAGAGCACACCUCAAGUCAGGGAUCUUCUCUUCCUGCCAGCCCUCCCCAGCCUUUUCCUAAGGUGCCAGGCACUUAGUUCCAUGGGAAAGCAAUGUAUGAAAUGUUCAGACAUUGAGAGGUGACAGCAAAACCUCAGCUUCAUGCUCCUUAGAGUCCCACAGCACAGGCAGGUAGUACAAUGACAUUUCUGUAAAUCCUGUUUAGCCUCCAAGCUUGCCUUUUCCCUACACCCUCCCAAUCGGUUGCUGUCAUUACUUUGCAACCUUGAUUUUAUACCAUUGCCCUCCCCAGGUGUUUGGUACAAUUUACAUUCAAUUCCAGUGCACCUCAAAAGGGAAGUGUUUCCUCUCUCCAUCAGCUGGGCAAGGGUAUCAAGAGGGCCCCAAGCUGGGCUGGGCAUGAGGCUGCUGCCUGGGAAAGAAUAGCUCACUGAUGCUGCAACAAAACUGGCUCCACAGGUCUGCUCUGAACAGCCUGUUCUGACCUCUGCACGUACACAGAACUUGGCAAAUGUGCUUCAAAUUAACUCACAAAGCAAGUAGCAAAACAGA
This is a messenger RNA of Ficedula albicollis (Collared flycatcher), 3945 nucleotides long. RefSeq names its product carbohydrate sulfotransferase 8-like. NCBI's taxonomy places the organism in Eukaryota, Metazoa, Chordata, Aves, Passeriformes, Muscicapidae. Gene Ontology annotation, molecular function: sulfotransferase activity. Gene Ontology annotation, cellular component: membrane. The transcript is spliced from 2 exons. Bases 747 to 1661 code for a protein of 304 amino acids. Gene Ontology annotation, biological process: carbohydrate biosynthetic process. The record is from RefSeq and is a predicted model, not a curated record.